Molecule: messenger RNA, 1468 nt
Organism: Coregonus clupeaformis (lake whitefish)
Lineage: Eukaryota; Metazoa; Chordata; Actinopteri; Salmoniformes; Salmonidae
Product: complement component 1 Q subcomponent-binding protein, mitochondrial
Exons: 6
Coding region: 167-1054 (295 amino acids)
Biological process (GO): cytosolic ribosome assembly
Cellular component (GO): mitochondrial matrix
Source: RefSeq, a predicted model, not a curated record
UCCGGUUCAAAGUUUGAGGAGUUCAAGGUGUCCUUCCCAUCUUUAAUCAGUGGUCUUUCCACACGUGUUUUCUCAGGCAUUAAUCUGUCUGUAACGGGUAACUGAAACUCGGGGCUUAUCAAACCUUUGUAUUUUCUUAGCUAGUCAAAUUUACCAAACGAUAACCAUGCUAAAGUCUCUUUCCCAAGCGGUGAGUACUGCAGUUCGAAUUUCAACAACCACAAUGUUUUCGGCCCGAGCUCUCCAGCCUCUUACGAGAUCGACAUUAUGUUCUCCAAACUCGGGAACAGUCCGACCUUUCACCCGGUCUCUCUGGAUGAUGAGCCAAAACGGGGCAGCAUCGGGAUACAGACCAAAACUCUUCAGUUCAAAAGGAUUGAUUCCUGUGUCGUGUGGCUGUGGAUCACUACAUACAGAAGGAGACAAAGCCUUUGCAGAUUUCCUUUCGGAUGAAAUCAAAGAAGAGAAGAAGAUCCAGAAAAGCAAUACUCUUCCCAAGAUGUCUGGAGGGUGGGAGCUACAGCAAAACGGCACAGAAGCCAAACUCAUCAGGACAAUUUCUGGAGAAAAAGUGACCAUCACAUUCAACGUCAACAACAGUAUUCCCCCUAACUUUGAAGAGGAGGCUGAACAAGCACAGGCACAGAAGUCUGCAGAGAAUGAGCCAGAUAUUGUGUCAUCACCUAACUUCGUUGUCGAGGUGACGAAACAGGCGGCAAAACAUUCCUUGGUGUUUGACUGCCAUUAUCCUGAAGAUGAGGCUAAAUUAAUUUUCCAGGCAAGCCAUGGUGAAGGGGAAGAGGAGAGUGAUAUUUUUGCCAUCCGUGAGGUCAGCUUCCAGCCUGAGGGAGAUGUAGAGUGGAAGGAGACCGCCUACACACUCAACACAGACUCUCUGGACUGGGCCCUGUAUGACCAUCUCAUGGACUUCCUGGCUGACCGGGGGGUUGACAACACGUUUGCUGAUGAACUGAUCAAGCUGAGCACUGCCAUGGAACAUCACGAAUACAUCAAGUUCCUGGAGGACCUCAGUGGUUUUGUGAAAUGCAGUUAAUGUAUAGAUAGAAUAGAUUCAACAAGCUAAGUAUAAAUAGAUUCAACAAGCUAAGUAUAAAUAGAUUCAACAAGCCAAACUAAUUUCAGUAAGACACCAUCCCCCUCUAGAUUGAAAAUGCAAACAAAUGGAAAGUGUUUAAUUUUGAGGGAAAGUAUAGGCAGUGAUUGAAGUCAUUGCCCAGUCUGGGCACGUCAGUUAUCAUUGAGACUGUUGUAUGUGAAGUUUCUCCCGCUUUGAACAAUAAUUUAAUAUUGAACUACUGCUUUCCUGCAAAUGUGUCAGUGUUGUAAAUGCUUCUAUGUCUGAAAAUAACAUUAAUAUAUGAAGGCUGUCAGUGUCAUUUGUCAACAUUAUGGAAUAAUGUCAUUCACCACAAGUCACUAUAUGACAAAAUAAAAUGUUUCAUGAGUG